Magnolia sinica is the source of this 2186-nucleotide messenger RNA. RefSeq lists its product as uncharacterized. Gene Ontology annotation, molecular function: sulfotransferase activity. Bases 870 to 1763 code for a protein of 297 amino acids. The transcript has 7 exons. The record is from RefSeq and is a predicted model, not a curated record. NCBI's taxonomy places the organism in Eukaryota, Viridiplantae, Streptophyta, Magnoliopsida, Magnoliales, Magnoliaceae.
UUUCUAUUUGCUAGAGACGUGCUGAAGGGCUUAGAUGUCCCCAUCUGGUAGACUUCUGGUGCAUGAAUCACCCAAAAUGGGCUCAUUCGUAUCAACGAUUUGAAUCACCGAACAUUGGGACCACUUGUACAACUUGAAAACAUGUGCAUAAACAGCCAUGGAGAAGCUCCAUUUCCAACUCUUCCCAACCUCACUCCAUGAAAACAUUUCCAAAAAUCUCGCAGCAAUUUUUAUAGGGAAAGGAUCAUAUUUGCAAAAGGACAUCUAACUGACCCAAAGUUGGUAUGCUAGGGGUAUGUUAUGAUGAUUUUCUGAACUCAGGUUUAAUGGGAUGAAAGUAACUAUGGGUGUUUCCUGAUCCGAACACUUCUUCUUAUGGGGUUUGUGGUCACUUACUCCUAUACUAUUGUUUGUGGAAGUUUCCUAGCAUUGCUCUCCCUUGUUGCUCGCAUUUAUGCCUCACCAAAUGGUGAUCCAGAUUGUUCGUCUGUAGGUCAAACCAUGGUAGGUCAUGGGGCAAAAAUCCCAUGGUUUUAGAUCUUGGUUUUUGAGUGUGAAUGAAUGCAUGUUUUGGUGCGGAAACUUGUUGCUUUCUUGACCCUGCCCCACAAAACACACACACACACACACACACACACACACACACUUGGGAUUGGACUAAUUAAAACCAUGAAUUGUUGAUCUCCACCGACACAAAGGAUCGUAAGACACAACUUUCAAUGCUUCAACACCUCUGUACGCAUGGUGAGGAUAUCUGUGCAGUGAGAUCUUUCCCAUGUCACCCAUACACUGUUCUGCAGGCCCACUAGAUCAAAAGUCUGAAUCAUCACGUUUUGGGGGCACAUGGGGCAUGCAACAAUGGAGAACAAAUGAUAAAACACAAGAGCAUACUUCCAAUUAUUGAAAAGGCAAAAGUGCAUUGUGAUAUGCUUAACAUCCUGCCGAAGGAGGUCCUCUAUAUGCAUUUUCCGCAUCCCAAAACUUAUAGCAGGGGUGAGUGUGCAUGCACUCCUGUCCGCUUCUUUGUGAUUUUAUCCAUGCAAAGAUCCGGAAGCGGGUGGUUUGAAACCUUGCUAAACAGUCACCCCAACAUCAGUUCAAAUGGGGAAAUCUUUUCUGUUAGAGAAAGGAAAACCAACAUUUCAACGAUCUUAGCAACAUUAGAUACCGUCUACAGCUUAGACUGGUUUAGUAGUGCGGCAAAAAACGAAUGCGUAGCUGCGGUUGGAUUUAAGUGGAUGCUUAACCAGGCUGUCAUGGACUAUCACAGGGAAAUAGCCAAUUAUUUCAAUUGGAAAGGCAUUUCUGUAAUAUUUCUGUUUCGUAGAAAUCUUAUGCGAAGGCUUGUCUCCGUGCUGGCGAAUGCUUAUGAUAGAAAUGUGAAGCAGCUCAAUGGCACCCAUAAGUCUCAUGUGCAUUCAAAAGAAGAGGCAGAGGUACUAGCACAAUUCAAGCCCAUAAUCAACACCGCUGUCUUGAUACCCAACCUCAACCAUGUCGAGCAGAUGAUGGCAGAUUCCUUGCGGUACUUCAACAGCACCCGCCAUGUAAUCUUGUACUAUGAGGACAUUGUUAACAACCCCAAGACAUUAUCUGAUGUUCAAGAAUUUCUGAGAGUUCCUGUAAGAAGAUUAAGGAGCCGCCAGGUGAAGAUUCACACCAGACCACUUUCAGAUCAUGUCGCAAACUGGGAAGAUGUCUACAAGACGCUGAAUGGGACACAAUACGAGCAUCUUCUCCAUCAUGUGGAUUACAUCCCCUGAUGUGAAUUGCCAGAAUUGAAUGGUUAAGAUUGUUCUAUUGAGAAGAUUUUUGAGCCAUGGCCCUUCCCUGGUGAGGCAUAGCAGAACAAUGGUCGAGAUCACUGAACCACUGCUUCGCUUGUACCAACAGAAAACUGAGUUUACAGUACAGACGGAUGACUUGGUAAUCCAGCCUGUGAUACGGAUACAUGAACUGAUGCGAGGAGAGGCCUCAUUCUACAAACAGACCCAUGAUAGCGACAGUUUGGAUCCCUGAACCACGGACCACCACCUGUACUGACCGAAAACCUGGAUUUGUAUUAUACCCUCGUCAAUGGAAUGAAUAUUAUCUAUGCAAAAUGUGAAGUGGGAAUUGUUAACAUUUACGUGGGAAGUUUGGGAAGAUAAUAGCCAUUCAAUAUUUUUGGCCUUUUACCUGAUGCA